This is a messenger RNA of Dama dama (fallow deer), 2331 nucleotides long. It is a transcript of the gene HDGFL2, whose product is annotated as HDGF like 2. The record is from RefSeq and is a predicted model, not a curated record. Gene Ontology annotation, biological process: regulation of transcription by RNA polymerase II. The transcript has 16 exons. NCBI's taxonomy places the organism in Eukaryota, Metazoa, Chordata, Mammalia, Artiodactyla, Cervidae. Bases 94 to 2145 code for a protein of 683 amino acids. Gene Ontology annotation, molecular function: double-stranded DNA binding; transcription coregulator activity. Gene Ontology annotation, cellular component: nucleus.
GCCCCCGGCUUUGCCUCCCGCUGCCGCCGCCUCCGCCGCAGCCGCUGCCGCUGCCGCCGCCGCUUUUCGCGGCCUGGGCUUCCCGCCGCCAGCAUGCCGCACGCCUUCAAGCCCGGGGACUUGGUGUUCGCCAAGAUGAAGGGCUACCCGCACUGGCCGGCCCGGAUCGAUGACAUCGCCGACGGUGCCGUGAAGCCCCCGCCCAACAAGUACCCCAUCUUCUUCUUUGGUACACACGAAACAGCCUUCCUGGGACCCAAGGACCUGUUCCCUUACGACAAGUGUAAAGACAAGUACGGGAAGCCCAACAAGAGGAAAGGCUUCAAUGAGGGCCUGUGGGAGAUCCAGAACAACCCCCACGCCAGCUACAGCGCGCCUCUGCCGGUGAGCUCCUCUGACAGCGAGGCCGCUGAAGCGGACCGGGCAGGUGGCAGUGAGGAUGACGAGGACCGGGGGGUCAUGGCUGUCACAGCUGUGACCGCCGCAGCCACCAGUGACAGGAUGGAGAGCGACUCUGACUCUGACAAGAGCAGCGACAACAGCGGCCUUAAGCGGAAGGCCGUGGCCUUGAAGAUGUCGGUCUCAAAACGAACUCGAAAGGCCUCCAGCGAACUGGAUCAAGCCAGCAUGUCUCCAUCUGAGGAGGAGAACUCGGAAAGCUCCUCCGAGUCAGAGAAGACCAGUGACCAGGACUUCACUCCUGAGAAGAAACCUGUUGUCCGGGCCCCACGGCGGGGCCCCCUUCCAGGACGGAAGAAAAAGAAGGCGCCCUCUGCAUCAGACUCGGACUCCAAAGCAGAAUCGGACGCAGCCAAGGCUGAGCCGGUGCCCCCGGUGAGGUCGCCAUCAUCGUCCUCCGCCUCUUCCUCCUCUUCCUCUUCGGACUCGGAAGUGUCAGUCAAGAAGCCUCCGCGAGGCCGGAAGCCAGCCGAGAAACCUCCGCCCAAGCCACGUGGGCGGAAACCUAAGCCUGAGCGGCCGCCCACCAGCUCCAGCAGCGACAGCGACAGCGACGAGGUGGACCGCAUCAGCGAGUGGAAGCGCCGGGACGAGGAGCGGCGGCGCGAGCUGGAGGCCAGGCGGCGCCGGGAGCAGGAGGAGGAGCUGCGGCGGCUGAGAGAGCAGGAGAAGGAGGAGAAGGAGCGUCGGCGUGAGCGCGAGCGCGGGGAGACAGCGCCUGGGGGCAGCGCGGGCAGCAGCGGCGAGGAGCUCAAGGACGACGAUGAGCCAGUCAAGAAGCGCGGCCGCAAGGGCCGGGGUCGGGGCCCACAGUCCUCCUCCGACUCGGAGCCCGAGGCCGAGCUGGACAGAGAGGUGAAGAAAUCAGCUAAGAAGCUGCAGCCACAGAGCACAGAGCCUGCGAGGAGACCCAGCCAGAAGGAGAAGAGGGGACGUUCUGAGGAGAAGCCGCGAGCCAGGCCUGUGAAGGUGGAGCGGACCCGGAAGCGGUCAGAAGGGUUCCCACCAGACCGGAAGGUUGAGAAGAAAAAAGGCCCAGCGCUGCCUGCUCUCCUACCUGCAGAGCCCUCCGUGGAGGAGAAGCUACAGAAACUACACAGCGAGAUCAAGUUCGCCCUGAAGGUUGACAAUCCGGAUGUGAAGAGGUGUCUGAAUGCCUUGGAGGAACUAGGGACCCUGCAGGUGACCUCACAGAUCCUUCAGAAGAAUACGGAUGUCGUGGCCACGUUGAAAAAGAUCCGCCGCUACAAGGCCAACAAGGAGGUGAUGGAGAAGGCGGCGGAGGUCUACACCCGGCUCAAGUCUCGGGUCCUGGGACCAAAGAUCGAGGCCAUCCAGAAGGCGACCAAAACCGGGUCAGAGAAGGAGAGGGCCGAGGCUGAGAAGGCUGAGGAAGUGCUGGCCGGAGAGGAGGCCCCCACAGAGAGGGCGGAGGACGAGGCGAGCACUGACCUCGCAGCUCCCGUGAACGGCGAGGCCGCGUCCCAGAAGGGGGAAAGUGCCGAGGACAAGGAGCCAGAGCAAGUACAGAACUCGGAGGAGGGGCUGGGGGGUGGCUCCUCCGAAGACCUGUUACACAAUGACACCGUGAGGGAGGGCCCUGACCUGGAUGGGCCCGGGAAGGAGUGGCUGGACCGAGAGCGGCUGAGGAUGGACUCGGAGUCCCUGGACGAGGAGGAGAGCUGAGCCGGGCAGCCUGUGGCCAGGCCCUGCCGUCCUGAACAACUGUCCAGUGCCGGCCUGGCUCCUUCCUGCUGCCCAGAGAGCAGAGAACUGUUGGGGAGACGCUGUGCUGUUCGUUUGUAUUUGUCCCCCUGGGUUUUUUUUUUUGCCUAAUUUCUGUGGUUUCCAACCCACAUGAAAUGACUAUAA